AUGGCGGAGCAAUUCACAAUUCGUGUGAAGAAAUAUAUGAGCAACCCCCUGCUGCAAAGGAAACAGUUCGCCCUGGAAAUACUACAUCCCAACAAGGGCUCCGUGUCGAAGAAGGACGUAAAAGAAAAGUUAGCGAAAAUGUACAAGCUCAACAACGUUAAUACAAUUGUACUAUUCGGAUUUAAAUCCCUAUUCGGAGGUGGAAGAACCAAAGGGUUUGGCCUCAUUUACAACAACGUGGAUGCUGUUAAAAAAUUUGAAAAGAAAUACAGACAAAUAAGGGAAGGAUUAAUAACCAAGGAGAACAAACCAGGACGAAGGGCUGCCAAAGAAUUGAAAAAUCGAAGAAAGAAGGUACGUGGUACGGCCAAGACAAAGGUUUCAGGAGCAAAGAAAAAGUAA
This is a messenger RNA of Plasmodium knowlesi strain H, 402 nucleotides long. RefSeq names its product 40S ribosomal protein S24, putative. Lineage: Eukaryota; Apicomplexa; Aconoidasida; Haemosporida; Plasmodiidae. Gene Ontology annotation, molecular function: structural constituent of ribosome. The transcript has 2 exons. The coding region runs from base 1 to 402 and encodes 133 amino acids. Gene Ontology annotation, biological process: translation. Gene Ontology annotation, cellular component: ribosome. The record is from RefSeq and is a predicted model, not a curated record.